UUAUACAUCUAAAGGGUCGUCUUGCCACGGUCGUCUUGCACAGAAAAAGGUGAGCAGGACCGGACUGAGCCGUCUUACACAAAGCAAACAUGACCGGUUUGCUAGGCAUCGGUCCAUCGUCUACUCGUCCCAACGCCUACUCGUCCCGUGGCUCCCAGGGUUUCGUGACUUCGAGCCCUUUCACGAGCUCUCGUCCUGGGACGCGCAGCGGGUGAGGAACAAUUGCCGGGUGCAGGGCGAAGCCUGCUUCGUGGUGCAGAUCAAGGAUGGGAAGAUGUACGUGGCAGAGGAACAGGCCGGCUUCCAGAGUCGGAACCACCUGACCAUGGCGAUGCUCUUGCGCGUGAGCGCGAAGUUCUUUCCGCUGCCCGACGCGGAGUUCGUGGUGGACACCAGCGACGGCUUCAGCCGCAUCGAGGCGCCGCUCUUCGUGAUUGCCAAGUUCCCAAGCUCCAGAGGUGGCAUUCUUUACCCAGACUUUUCUUCCUACGCCUGGCCCGAAUCUGAAUGCCCCUCGGAGCCCUUCGGUUCUCACGUUUGGUCUGUGGCGUACUCGAAGUUGCUGGACACUGCACCACCAUGGCACCAGAAGACGGAGCAGUUGUUCUGGCGCGGAGCAGCAACCUCCGCCUACAGGAAGCAACUCGUCCCACAGAUCUCCCAGCUGCAGGGUGCCAAUGUCUCAGUGAUGCGCUGGAUCGUGGGGCAAGCUGGGCAGAGGCAGGUGGUGAGUAGCGGCGAAAAGACCUGUGUUCCCAUUGAGGAAUGGUGUCAGCACCGGUUCCUGGCCAACUUGCCGGGAAACACCAUGGCGCUGGCCCUGAAGUAUCGCUUGCUUUGUGGAUCGGUGGUGAUGACCAGCCCAUUGAUGUAUCAUGAGUGGUACUAUUCACAGUUGAAGGACGGUGAGCACUACGUUGCUCUGGACCUGUCGUGGUCUUCCGCCGCCGAUGCCCUAGCCCAGUUGCGCAGCGAGCGCGUGAAGCUGGCCGAAGGCAUUGGCGCCCGCGCGCGCGAGUGGGCGAGGACGCAUUUGACGGAUGAUGCCUUCGACUGCUAUUGGCUGCACUUGAUUCGCAUGGCCAGUCAACACUUCCCUCCGCCCCAGCUGACGCCCAGCUCCCGCCCCGUGGAAGCUCUCCUGGCCGCCAGUGCUGCUGGUGCGAGUGCGGCGGCCACAGCGCAGGAGAGGCGGAGCUCCUUAGAUGUGAUCAUCGUGAUCCCUGCGCGUGCAGGUGAUGAGGCACUCAUGGACCAUGCAAGGAACACCUGGUUAGGUGAGGUGCAGGAUUCCAAGCUGAGCACAAGGCAUUUCUUCGUGAUUUCCCUGAGAGAUCCCGAUGUGGAUGGCCUACGAAGGGCCGAAGAUCUUCUGGUGGUUGACUGUGAACAUGGCUAUCGACAGCUGAUGCAGAAGAUGGCUGUAGCAUAUCGGAUUUUGUUGGAUCGCUUCGUCGUUCGCUUCUUUAUUCGCGCAGAUGUGGACUCUGUCCUGCCCUUGCAGUACUUGCUGCCCCUUCUUCCGCAUGCCUCUGCUGGCCAGUCGCUCGUGCGUGUGCCAGACGUCUCGGGCUGUGGGGGAAGUCCCGGUCAUGCCGCGCGGUGGAAGAUGCCAGCGGUGGGGCGCUUGCAGUGUCAGAUCGAGUGUGCAAUGGACCGGGGGUGCCACUUUUUCCAAGUCAGUGAAUCUGGGGAUUGCGCCACCUUUUCUCAUUGCGAUCCAUUGCCUUCGCCGAUUGUGACCGGAGGAGAGGUCUAUCACUAUCGCCUACGUACAUUGGUGGGUGCUGAAGCGCUGGAUGAGGCGAACACCAGGCAGCGGCAUCCCUUCAUCCUGGGGACCAUCCUGCGCGGCAACGAGGUCCUGGUGAAUGACAGCUACAAUCCGCAAUGGAAUAACAUACGAUAUAGUCACGACCUGGGUUUGUCGGUCUAUCCGCCCUACCCAGAAGCCUCUGGAUACGCCAUGUCCGCAGAUCUGGCUGCGUUCUUGGCAGGCGUCGGUGUCGGGGAGCUCUCAACGUUGAGCUGGAAGGCCUGGGCGAUUGAGGACAGCGCUCUGGGCACCAUCCUGGCGGGGCUUCGCUUUGAUCUGCUGCAGAUGCCCACAGAAGUGCGGGAGCGUGUGCGUGUGAUCCGAGUCGAGAAAGAGUGAUGAUGGUCGUUUUUCA
This is a messenger RNA of Durusdinium trenchii, 2171 nucleotides long. Lineage: Eukaryota; Dinophyceae; Suessiales; Symbiodiniaceae. The record is from the annotation of a GenBank genome assembly.